This is a messenger RNA of Lasiodiplodia theobromae, 885 nucleotides long. RefSeq names its product Class ii aldolase adducin domain-containing protein. The record is from RefSeq and is a predicted model, not a curated record. Gene Ontology annotation, molecular function: actin filament binding. The coding region runs from base 1 to 885 and encodes 294 amino acids. Lineage: Eukaryota; Fungi; Ascomycota; Dothideomycetes; Botryosphaeriales; Botryosphaeriaceae. The transcript is spliced from 2 exons. Gene Ontology annotation, cellular component: cytoskeleton.
AUGUCGUCCACCACCACGUAUCUUGAAACCACGUCCGCAGCGCCGGUCAAAAGUGCUACAUCAAUUCUGAAUAGAGCUGAUGGCACAUCCAGUAGCGAGUCUCGUAGUAGAUACCACAUCCCGUGGCCUGCGACGAAAGAAGCGCAACGAAAAUGGCAGCUUGAACAAAUGGCGGGCGCAUUUCGCAUCUUUGCAAAACUCGGCUUUGCCGACGGCGCAAGCGGCCACAUCAGCCUUCGAGAUCCCGUCGAGCCAGACACGUUCUGGAUCAACCCCUACGGCGUGCACUUCGGCCUGCUAACCGUCUCGGACAUGGUCCGCGUCGAUGCGCAGGGCGUCCGGGUUGGCGGCGCAGACAAGCUGAUCAACACAGCCGGCUUCAUCAUCCACGCCGCCAUCCACGAGCGCCGCCCAGACAUCAACGCCGCCUGCCACCUGCACAGCCCGUUCGCGCGGGCGUGGUCGAACUUCGGGCGGCCGAUCGACAUGCUCAACCAGGACAGCUGCAUGUUCUACGACGACCUCGCCGUGUACGCGAACUUUGGCGGCGUGGUGUUUGCGAAGGAGGAGGGCGCGCGGCUGGCCGACGCGCUGGGGCCGACGAUGAAGAAUAUCAUUCUGCAGAAUCAUGGCAGCCUAACGUGCGGCGGCACUGUCGCGGAGGCGGCCGCGUUCUUCAUUGCGCUGGAGCGCGCGUGUCAUUGCCAGAUGCUGACUGAGGCCGCUGUGGCACCGGAUGGGAGCCAGUUGAAGAAGACAAUUGUUGGUGAUGAGGAGGCCGGGUAUACAAAGAGGAGUACGGGCAGCCCGGAGGUCAUGUACAUGCAAUUCGAGCCGGAAUACCGGCUGAUAUUGAAAGAAACGCAGGGGGAUUUCUUGAUUUAA